Messenger RNA from Trachemys scripta elegans, 4510 nucleotides. It is a transcript of the gene TULP3, whose product is annotated as TUB like protein 3. NCBI's taxonomy places the organism in Eukaryota, Metazoa, Chordata, Testudines, Emydidae. The transcript is spliced from 11 exons. The coding region runs from base 1 to 1371 and encodes 456 amino acids. Gene Ontology annotation, cellular component: cilium. The record is from RefSeq and is a predicted model, not a curated record. Gene Ontology annotation, biological process: protein localization to cilium.
AUGUGUAUUUUUGAAGAUGAAAGUGUGAAAUUGCGACAGCUGAAACUAGAGAACCAGAGAGCUCUUCUGGAGAAGAAGCAGAGGAAGAAACGUCUUGAGCCCUUGAUGGUGCAGCCAAAUCCAGAAGCAAAGCUGCGUAGAUCAAAGCCCAAAGGGUGUGAGGAGCAGACUCCCUUAGUUGAGACCCACACCCCUUUUCACAGCGAUGUUGUCCUGCAUGGCAUUGAUGGCCCAGCUGCCUUCCUGAAGCCAGAAGUCCAAGACUUAGGGACCAAACUCCAAAUCCUCUCCGUAGGAUCUUCCACAACAGAAGACGAUGCAGAUCAAGACAAUGAUGAGGAGACCCUGAUAGAUACAGCUGCCAAGCCAGAUCUGCAAGAAAUCCUACAGAAACGAGGGAUCUCAGGCAGUUUGAAUUUCGAUGAGGACACUGAAGAGGAGGAAGAAGCUGGAAAGAGGUCAAGAUCACAUUCACCAUAUUCUGAAUCUGAGAGGCCUAGUUCCGCAACCAGCCAGAAAUCUGCUACAGUCUUCUCACAGGACACAGGUGCUUCCUGCACUGCAUCCCCAGAGACAGAUGCACAGUUGGGAGAAGUGGAGAACUUGGAGGAGUUUGCAUUACGCCCUGCUCCCCGUGGCAUUACAGUGAAGUGUCGAAUCACUAGAGAUAAGAAAGGAAUGGACCGAGGCCUCUUCCCCACCUACUAUAUGCACCUGGAAAGGGACGACAACAGAAAGACGUUCCUUCUUGCAGGAAGAAAACGGAAAAAGAGCAAAACAUCCAAUUAUCUCAUUUCAAUUGACCCAACAGAUUUAUCCCGGGAAGGGGAAAGUUUCAUUGGAAAACUCAGGUCCAACCUUAUGGGAACAAAAUUUACUGUCUAUGAUCAUGGAGUUAGCCCAGGCAAGGCACAAGGGCUAGUAGAAAAGGCCCAUACCCGACAGGAGCUCGCAGCCAUUUGUUACGAAACCAAUGUCCUAGGAUUCAAGGGCCCCAGGAAGAUGUCCGUGAUCAUUCCAGGGAUGAACAUGAACCACAAGCGGAUUCCAAUCAGACCACGAAAUGAACAUGAGAGUUUGCUAUCAAAAUGGCAAAAUAAAAACCUGGAAAACCUGAUUGAGCUGCACAACAAGGCUCCAGUCUGGAAUGAUGACACUCAGUCGUACGUCUUGAAUUUCCAUGGGAGAGUCACUCAGGCCUCGGUGAAGAACUUCCAGAUUGUCCAUGAGAAUGACCCUGACUACAUUGUGAUGCAGUUUGGUCGUGUAGCAGAAGACGUGUUCACUCUGGACUAUAAUUACCCCCUGUGUGCCCUCCAGGCCUUUGCCAUUGGACUCUCCAGCUUUGACAGCAAAUUGGCAUGUGAAUGAUGGAGACAGCGGACUUGGACGUGGAACUUGCUCCCAUCCCUGCACCUUGUAGAUGAGUUCUGGGUGGAAUCAUGAGAAGUAUCCUGGGGACAAAAAGGGAACUGGAGGCCAGAUAUCUGUGGCCUUAACAAGAAGCAAAUAGUAGAUUUGGGGGCUUUACAGUAGCUGAUAGGGACCAUGGCCCUUUUUGGAAGGGAGAUCGCUGCAUGUGCACCGGGGGAAGGCAAGGAUAAUGUGUGAUGUCUUUGUUAUCAGUAUUAAUGCUGCAUUGAGAAUCUUGAUGGGAGAUGGUGUGAGAGCUAAUCCUGCUCCUUAGCAGCUAAGCAUCACUGUGACUAGGAAUUCCUGCAGUGGGGAUCAGAUUAAUAGCGCUUUAGUGCCUAGGCACCUUGGAUCUCACAACGCUCCUGUGCUCAUGCAGCGUAUAUUAAGAUUCGUUUAGAGAAGGAAGAAGAGGUACAGUUUGUGCCAUCUCUUACCCCGCAGAAUAACUCUCCUAAGGCAAAGUUCAGAGAAAGAAGAGAGUACACGCCUGAUGUCCCUGUGCAACUGUAAGCAGUGGUCAAUGAACAAAGAAUAGGAGCAAGCCCCAUGCCUCUAUAGCCACCCUUUUACUCUGCAGGAUAAUUCUCUUUCAAGGCUGAUGGAUCCCAGUUCCUGUUAAUUGUUCUGCUGCUCAUUAUCCUGUGACAACCCUUUUACCAAAUAAAGAUCCCCCAUCAUUAGGGUUGUGAGAAAAGCUCCUAUGGUCACUUCUAAGUAAGCAAUAUUUAUAUUAUGACCAUCACUGUUUCUUUUAUUCCUAACAGCUCUAAAAGUGAAAUUGAAUGGAUCAUUGGACCUGACAGAAACUGGCUGAGAAAGGCAUGCCAUUGACUAUUCCUGAAAUGCAGCAUUCUAAUUGCCUUAAAUACUAGAUUCUAUAGGUCAGUCAAUCAGAAACAUUUUUUUUUAAUUUCUUUUAUGAAUAAAGUUUGCUGCAUUUUAGGAAUAAACUGAUGUCUGAAGCUUUUCUUUGUUUUGUUUAACUUUUUUCUCAGCAAAUAAGAGCCUCUCCUGCAGCAGUCUGAAUGGCUGAUUCCAAUUGCAUGUGGUAUAAUAACCAUAGAUAUCUCAAAUCAUGACCAGUUCAGUCAGUUUUAUAUAAUCAUUUAAUCUGAAUAUGAGUUUAACCAAAAAUAAGAUUAUAGACAUUUUCCAAGGCACAAGGAAAGAAGAAUAUUGCAACAAGAGUGGCCAAAGUACUGCUCAUCGGGCUCCAUAACAUGUCCUGUAGCAGCCCUCAUCUUUAAUUCUGGGUUGCAGUCAGUGGAGACCACAAGUCCCAGCAUGCAAUCCUCCUUGAUCCACCGGCCUCAACUUGCAUCAAAUUGGAGCACUGCAUAUUGAGACCUAUACAUGGGCUGCACAUCUGCUGUAUAUUAAAAAAGAGGGCAGCUACCAUCCUGUCCAUUUCAUAUUCUUUAUGUACAGCUGUCAGAAUCUUUCCUUUCACAUUCAUUAUGUACAGUUAAUUGCUCAUUUGUCCCUCUGUUAAGCAAACUGUGGGUGUCCCCUUUUUUGCAUGUACUGAUCUGUUUUUAAAGGUCAUUGGCAGCCCACAAGUCCUAUCUGGAUGCCCCCAGCAACCAGAUUUUCAUCAUUGUGUCACAGUCUUUGCAUUAUAUGUCACAUAAGUCUCGCUAUUGGUGAAUAUUAUCUUGUUGUUUAAUUUUCCAAAACAUCAAACUUUGUGUAAACAUUUUCUGAUGCCAGAAAAAACGCUUCAAUCAUAGUCACAUGUAAUCUCUGUAUUUAAUUGUAAAUGGUGAAUUGUUGCUGAUAGCUCCAGUUCUAAAAAAUGCUUAUCUCACAAGUUCCCAAGCUACACUGGCUGAGGUGCCAUUGCAUUCAAAGCAAUCUCAUCAGCAUAGCAAUCAGCAAAGAGAGUUUGCGCCAGGUACCUCUUUUGUGUCUUCAUGCACUUCCCGCUUGUCAGGAUUUGAUGGCAUCUCCCACUUGUGUUCUCGUGUGCUCCCAACUGACUGCUCUGCACUUCCUGUAUCUACCUAGAAAAGCCAAGAAACCAGUUCCUAAUGCCGCUGUCACAAUUACUUUGUAACUAGGACAGAUGUAGAAAAUUAGUUUAUGUUCGCUUGGGGUUACUUGUAGGCAUUGCAUUAAUUGCUAGUCCAGAAAAAGUUUCCUUGUGCUUAGCAAGCUACCCUGCAACUCCCUGGUUCAUCUCUCCAACUGGGUCAGUCAGCAAGAGCUCUCUCAAACUAUUCAAGGUGGUAAACCCAUGGGUGAGCUUAAUUGAUCAUGGCUAAGUUAGUGCCUGUGAUUCUUUAGGUUUCCUCAUCAAGUUGCACAGACAGAUGACCGAAUUUCUUGUCUCUUCUGAGGUGCUUUCUAUACUGUGGGCAUGUGACCCUUCACUUACCUUCUAGUAUUGAAACUCUUUCUUUUGUCUCAGUUUUUGAGGUUGUUUUUUUAAAGGGAUUGUACACAAUGACCUUGUCAUCACUAGCAUUAAAGUGUGUUAGCCACAACUGUGUUAAAGCACAGGUUAUUGCUAGCAAGUCCUAGCAUGGUUUCUCUUGAUACCAUCCAGCAGGGAAUUUUUCUAAAAAGGGUGAUACCAUUGUGCUAUGAAACAGUCCCAUCAGCUGUCUGUGGGGUCAAACUAAAAGCCAGAUUUUCAGACAAAAGUCCCAGUGCACACUGUUCAGGGAAAUGGUACGCUCUAUCACAUUGAAAUGUGACUCUGGAUAUCUUGGGGUCAGCCCUAAUGUGGACAGAAGCAUGGGUCUGUUUUUUGUUGCCGUUUGAACAGGCAAUAGCAAUGCAGGAGGUGGGCAUUUACCUCUUCUCAGAUGCUUUCAGACAUAUUUUAUAUAUUGGAGGCUUCAGUACUCUGCCGUACUCUCUGUUCUUUUUGUGUUCUUCACCCACUCUGUUGCUGCUCUGUGUGCCAAAGGUCCACCUAGAUGAGUGAGAGGCUGGCUUUGUGUGCUUCCUGUUGCUUCCAAGCUUUUUUUGCUCUGCAGAAACGUCCAGUGCUUUUUGGUCAAAUAUUGUUCUAUAUGAAUUGUAUUUAUAACUUUUGUACUCUAAUGAAAAUAAAAUAAUUUAUAAAAACCAAAAACAAACAACAAAA